Messenger RNA from Akanthomyces muscarius, 687 nucleotides. RefSeq lists its product as uncharacterized. The record is from RefSeq and is a predicted model, not a curated record. Bases 1 to 687 code for a protein of 228 amino acids. The transcript has a single exon. NCBI's taxonomy places the organism in Eukaryota, Fungi, Ascomycota, Sordariomycetes, Hypocreales, Cordycipitaceae.
AUGGUGGCUGCGACUAACAUAUUUUUAGGCGAGUCUCUACACACCCCAGCUGACCAACACAUGCUAACCUCACUCUUAGGUAGCGACUUGGAGGGCAUCGACGACGGGAAGAGAGACCGUUUGGCGACGACACCUCGCCCACCGAAAAGCGCUCUCUCUUCCCCCCGGGGGCGGAGGGGGGUAAGCCACACCUACUGCCUCAUCUUGACCAACAAAGGACUGACUGCCCUACAAUCGAGAUGCACGCCGACCACCGCGACCGAUCCGAUCUCCGCAAAGACCCCAGGCUCUUCCAAAGGCCUGGCCGCUGAACAGCCACCUGAUCCAAAGCCUGGUUUCUCCCUGCCACGAGCUCCCGCCUGGAUCCUCCGAACGACUAAAAGUCUGGCCUCCCAUCAGUCGCCUCACUCGAGGCCUAGCCCUCCGAUUCACAACCUCCUCUCGGGCUUCUCACAGUGGCCUGGCCCUACGAACUACCGGCCCAUUCAACGCCCUGACCCCCUUCCAAUGGUCUGGCUUCUCCCAAUCUCGAGCUCUCACAACAGUUGGCUUCUCCCAAUCUCGAGCUCCCACAACAGGUUGGCUUCUUCGAACAGCCAACAACCGAGCGAGCCCCCAGGCCCAAUCAUUCAAAGAGUCGCCUCAUCAAAGGCCUGGCCCUCCAAAGCGUCUCCGAACGAGUCAUGA